GUCAGAUCAAAAUGCAAUGCCAAACAGGAAGCAGUAAGACAUAAUACACAGAAAUUGUUGAUAUCCAGAAAAAGUGAGAAGCUUGUAGAAAAAUUUCUCAUGAUGGGUUUAAGCAAGCAGGGAUCAAAAUCAAUGAUGCUAUAAAACCGAGACGCCCGUAUAAUGAAAUUUCAAGGGAAGUUCUUAGUUUUGAGAAACAGCUCGCUUACUGCGCCGAAUGCAAUCGUGUAAUUUGCAUUAUAACGAGAACAUAACCUUAAGUUUCGGUUACUUUAUUUGCAAGAUUGAAAAUAAAGAAGAAAAAUCGUGCGGCAAUCGUAUUACAAAGUAAGGCAAUCCAUCACAGGAAAAGAAUGAAAAAAAAAAAUCAUUACUAUCAGAACAAACGAGGUUAAAAUUUUGGAAACUGGUAACCCCGACCAUUUUUUAAACAUUUUCUCACUCAAAAGGUAAAGUGAUAUCGCUUUCUACUUGCAGGUGGUACGUGCUGUAUAAACAUGUUAAUGUGGAUUGUACUUGCGAGCUGUUGUAAUGUUUUUGGUGAUUUAGAACUUGGUUCAGUAGGUCAUCAGUACUGGAAGUUAGAUGGCAGUGAUGUCGACAUUAGUUCCAACAAUGCGUCAGAAGUUAGCAUUGGUCGAUGCUCUGAAGGCAAGUCACUGACUUUCAAUACAUCAAUAUCAUACGUCAGAACUCCUUGCUUAGACGCCACAGGCGCAAGCUUUACAGUUUCAAUGUGGCUUUAUUUACAGUUUACUACAAAAGGUCAGUUUCCAACAAUAUAUGCAGAAAUGAGACAAAAAGAAGGUGAGUCAAAAGGUUUCUACCUAUCGGCAAAAGACCGACAUUUUCAUUUGACGGUAAUCCAUGGCGUGGGUGAAUUUAUUGAACUAUUGCAGAGCAAUGACGAAAUCAAACUGAAAACGUGGACACACUUUGUUGUAACGUUUCUUGCUGAGAAGAGAGAAUUAACCAUGUACAUCGACGGCAAGAAACAAGACCACGCAUCAUUAUGGCAAGGGAUAGACUUUUUUAGUAAAUUUGGUAUACCUAACUGCACCAUCGGCAACAUGCCUGAUUUUCGGCUCAGCAAUAAUUAUCAGUUAUUCGGAUCAGUGAUGGAUUUUUAUCUGCUGAACUAUGGAGUAUCUGAUGAUUAUACUGAUUCACUUAGAGGUUUCCCUGAGGUCAACAAAUCUGCGAACCAAGUGAAUGACUCUGUUGUAUUGGUGAUGUGGACUGCUCCCAUAACAGGACAAUGCCCGGUGCACGCGUACAGUGUUUAUCACAAAGAAGUCACUUCCACAGAAUGGACGUCAGUAAAGGUGACGAAGAACACAACCCAGUACAUUCUUCGGUUGAUCUGCAAAAGGGAUUACGAGAUCGGAGUUACAGCGUGGAGUACGAAUGGGGAGACAUCUCUGAACGACAGUAGAUUGUGGAAAGUAACAACCGGUGGAGCCAAACCAUCACCACCCGUCAUCACGAACUUGGAGAAGUCAAACUGUGGGGUCAAUCUUACAUGGAGAGUCAAUGAAGAUGCCCGAUGUCCCCUGACUGAGUGCACUAUUUACUACAGGCAAAUUUAUGGUGACGCAACAAAGGAAGAUUCCUGGAGUAAAAUUGACAUAACAACAGUCUCAGUGACUCACCAUCAAUGGGAACUACAGUGUGGCACUCAGUAUGAAAUUGCACUGUCUGCUUGGAAUGAGAUGGGGGAAAGCAAACUGUCAACCAGUCAGCAGAUAACAACAGAAUCGCGUGCAGGACUUCCAGAAACUUCGACUAGAAAAGUAAUUGGUAUCGCUUUGGGAAGUAUGACUGUGUUCCUAGUGAUGAUCGUUGGGACUUUCUGCUACAGAAGAAAGUUAGACAGGAAGCGACAGCGAACUAGCAGGAAGAGAAAAUGGUCCAAGUCAGACAUCAGUCCUCUUCAGAACUUGGAGGUCUGGCCCGAGCAAGUUACUUUGCUGGAAGAACUGGGUCGAGGGGCAUUUGGGAAAGUACAUAAAGCAGUUCUGAGAGAUUCUCCAGGAGUGGAAGUAUUUGACGGCAAUAUCAGAGGGACACAUGUGCAGUUCAAAGAAGGACGAACAAUUGCUGUGAAAGUUCUUAGUACAUUAGCAAAUGAACAAGACAAAGAACAGUUUCUGGAGGAAAUUGAUCUCAUGAAGCAAAUUGGUCACCACACUAAUGUCCUCGGUAUGAUUGGUUUCUGGACGAGGUCAGAACCCUUCCUUCUGCUGUUAGAGUAUGUUCCGUGCGGGGAUCUACUGCAUUGGCUCAGGGAAAAGAGAAAACAAGUUGACAAUGGGAAGUUUCCGAAACUUCAAAACAUGGAACUUUUGACACUUAAUACAGUUGAAACCAACAUGGGAGAGAAUACUGCAGGGAUUGGCAGGAGCAUUCUCGCUGACAGUCAACCAGGACAAGAAAUUAAGAAAGUAAAUAAAGGGGCGAUUGAUGGAAAAGAUUUCCAGGACAAAGAAGUAAAUAAUGGCGAUGAAAAGUGUGAAUAUCAAAGUCACAAAGACAAAAAUCUGUGUAAAACAGAAAAAUUGGCGGCUGAAGAAACUGUGGGGAAACAUUUCGGUGAGGACGAAGAUGAGAAAGACAACAGUGAUUUGGAAACAAAUCCCUUCAUAAAACUGGAGCUUUGCGAAGAACCUCUAGAAGUGAAAUACACCGUGUCUCAAGAAGACACUAACAAUGACAAUGACGAUUGUGGAGAUUUGAUUGCUAAAGAUAUGUUAUCUUUCGCAUGGCAAAUAGCACGAGGGAUGAGUUAUCUGUCAGGCAGGGGAUUUAUCCACCGUGACUUGGCAGCUCGUAAUGUCCUUGUUGGAGAAAGCAAACUUGUUAAAAUUGCAGAUUUUGGUUUGAUGCGUUACACGGAUGGAGAUAUAUACGAAGUGAAGAGGCAGAAGAAACUCCCCAUAAAGUGGAUGGCACCUGAAGCUAUUACGAACAGUAUCUACACAGCACAGAGUGAUGUGUGGUCAUAUGGUAUUCUUCUUUGGGAAAUAUCCACAAUGGGUGGCACCCCGUAUCCCGGAAUUAACAACAAAGAACUACGCAAUCUUCUCAACACUGGAUAUCGUUUGGAAAGACCAGAUAGCUGUUCAGAAGAAUUGUAUUCAUUAAUGCUGGACUGCUGGCAAGACGAUCCCAGACGCAGACCUACAUUUGAACAAAUUGUGGCAUCACUGGAGGUUAUGAUGACGAGAGAUACUCCAUAUUUUGAUUUUAAUCAACUGGAUGAAUCCCAUUCGUAUUACAAUAUUGCGUCAUCGUUCAGUUGUACCAAUGAAAUGAAAGACGAACAGACGGAGACUGCACUUGUAUCAAUGGUGAAUCUAGAUGCGCCUAAGGGAAAAUGCUCAGGUUGAAGAUGUGGCGUUUCUUACCAAUGUGACAAAAUUACUCAGAUCUUCCACCAGCAUUAAGAUUUUAAAUGAUGAUGAUGAUAACGAUGAUACUACUCUAUCUAACCUCGAGCAACUGGGGCUUGUUAAGCUGCUACUUUAAACAGCUGAUGAGUCGAGUCAGUGAGAACAUCAAGAGAUUUAUAUGUUGAAUAACAGUAAGUUAAAAAAGUGCUAACAACUGCCUUUCAUAAUAGUGCACCGUUAACAUCAGUAAUAUAGAUCACUUUUCAUUUUGAUGCAAAAUUUUGAUACUUCAUAUCGAUUUGAUUGCCAUGUACCGAUUUCCAAGAGCUAAUUCCUCGUAUCCGUCCAUCGUUCCAGAUUCUACUUUAUAAAUGCGUGGUGUGCAUUUAUUCUCCUAUUGUAAAACUUAGUCGCCACAUUUUGUCUUCUAGAUCUCGACCACUUAUGUGUUAACUUUGUAUACCGUAUUAUCUUUUUCGACGUAGUGGUUGACUAUUUACGCGGUCUGGUUAUAGCACCCGUUUUAGCGUGAGCAUAACCUCAGAAGGUCCUUGAACUGGGUGAUUGUAUCGUAUCACGUUACUUUUAGACAUUUUUAUGUGGAUUAUAUUUCAGAUUUUCUAGUAUCGAAUAUUUUCCAACGAAUCUUCCAGUACUUUGGUGGGCCUGAGGUCAGACCUGAGCAAACCUCAUUUGAAGUGAACGCAUUACGAAGCACGACGGUUUUUUAAAGCCUUUAUUUAAAUUUGUGUAAUUUGUAGAUUUUCAUCAACUAUAACGAGUGUGCUACGGAAUAAAACUUAAGCUUGUUCUGUUUAUAAUUAGUGUUAGUUAUUAAUAGAAAUUUUACCUCGGGAAAUUCUGUUCACCUUGAUAAAAGUGUUCAGUCUAUGUCCGCUAUUUUAAGUAAAAAACAUUUGCAUUAAAAUUAUGGGAAACAUAACAUA
This is a messenger RNA of Orbicella faveolata, 4339 nucleotides long. RefSeq lists its product as uncharacterized. Gene Ontology annotation, biological process: positive regulation of kinase activity; multicellular organism development; protein phosphorylation. NCBI's taxonomy places the organism in Eukaryota, Metazoa, Cnidaria, Anthozoa, Scleractinia, Merulinidae. Gene Ontology annotation, cellular component: plasma membrane; signaling receptor complex. The record is from RefSeq and is a predicted model, not a curated record. Gene Ontology annotation, molecular function: ATP binding; protein binding; transmembrane receptor protein tyrosine kinase activity.